Molecule: messenger RNA, 2949 nt
Organism: Nezara viridula (southern green stink bug)
Lineage: Eukaryota; Metazoa; Arthropoda; Insecta; Hemiptera; Pentatomidae
Source: the annotation of a GenBank genome assembly
UGAAUAUUUGAAAAAUAAUGGGUCCGUCUGUUUUAAACAAUAUUAGUUGAGAAUACGAGUUAAUUAUCUCUAUUUUGAUAAUUAAAAAGUUGUAAACGUUUUCCAGUUCUAAAUACCAAACCCGUAAGACACGUUAAGAUUCGUGUUGUAACCUUAAAAUGAUCAUUAUAUGAGCAUAAAAUUAUUGGAUCAAAAGUUUUUGAAUUGAAUGAGUCUUUUUCAAAUUUUCACUUAAAAAUUUAGUCAAGGCAGAGAAGAGAGAUAAAGGUUGUUAAAUUGAAGUGCCAGUGGUAUAUUGAUUGUGGAGGUGGCAGAGACUGGACUACUUGACUCAAGCAGUAGUUGAGGUUCGUCCUGAACUGACUGUCAUGGCGGCCAUGUCAUGAAGAUACCAGUUCCGUGCGGUGGAACCACAAUGGAAGAAAGUUCUCCUUCGCAGAAUUUGAACGGACAAAUUGGACCUUGUGGUGGUGGAAUUAACACAGGCAUCAAACAGUCUGAUGAGUCCAACCAGAGGAUUCAAUACUCGAUACCGGGCAUUUUGCACUUCAUUCAACAUGAAUGGGCUAGGUUUGAGAUGGAGAGAACUCAAUGGGAGUUGGAUAGGGCAGAAUUACAGGCUCGGAUAGCUUUUUUGCAAGGAGAAAGAAAGGGACAAGAAAAUUUAAAAAAUGAUUUGGUUAGAAGGAUUAAGAUGCUGGAAUAUGCUUUAAAACAAGAAAGAGCCAAAUACCACAAAUUGAAGUAUGGUACCGAUCUAAAUCAGGGUGAUAUGAAGCACCCAGGAUUCGAAGAAGCGGUACCAGAAACCAAUACAGAAUCUGAGGCCCCGUUCUCUUCAGUUAGUAACUUCACAUGGAAACAAGGUCGCCAGAUGCUUCGGCAGUAUCUCCAGGAAAUUGGAUACACAGAUACGAUAAUAGAUGUCCGCUCCAACAGAGUUCGAACUUUAUUGGGGCUCAACAAUAAUGAAGAAGGCCCUGGCAGUGGUGGUGUCAAUGGCAACGAAACGGGCAACAAAAGAGCAUCGGACUCUCAAGGACGGAGGACACCAGCCAAAAAGGCUCAACCAUCGAACCUAGUUGAAGCAAUGAUGCUCGAUACUGAAGCAGCAGUCAUGGCUAACUUCGAGUUCCUUUCCGGUGCAGAUGUGGAUAUGGAGGAUGAAGACGGCCUUGAAGAUGACAUUGAUGAAUCCGGAGAAGUUAGUGAUGAAACUAUUCGCCCUUCUAGUGCUGCGAAAAGAAAAGCUAAUAAGGCGCUAAUGCUUCAUGAAGCAGAUGAUGUGGAUGCAGAAGCAGAAGAAGUUUUAAACGAAUUGAACUUGCUUACCCAGGCUGAGGUUCCAGGAGGGAUGACUCAAGGAGAUCCACAGGAUUGGAUUAUUUCAACAGGGAGCGGUGCCUACUCAGCAGACAGCAGUAAGAGAGGAGGGGGCGAUGAUCAGGUCGAUUCAACGCUGGGUCUCGGCGAGUUAGCUCAGCUCACUGUCAACAAUGAAGCUGAGCCAGCAUACGAUCUUCCCACAACAAAAGAAUCGCUGAGGAAGACAUGGAGCGCCAAGUAUACACUCCGUUCUCAUUUUGACGGGGUGCGAGCAUUGGCAUUCCAUCCAGCCGAUCCUGUUCUUAUUACUGCGUCCGAAGACCAUACACUCAAACUGUGGAAUCUCCAUAAAACUGUUCCUGCUAAAAAAUCGGCUUCUUUAGAUGUGGAACCUUUGUACACCUUCCGCGGCCACACUGGUCCAGUUCUAUGCCUGACUAUGUCUUCAUCUGGUGAGCAGUGCUACAGUGCAGCGACUGAUGGUGCCAUUCAUGCCUGGGCGAUACCUUCAUUCCCUCUCGAUCCAUAUGACUCCUAUGAGAGCAGCGUCCUUGCGACAAAGUUGACUGGUCAUACUGACUCUGUUUGGAGGCUCGUUUGUCAUCCACAGAGGGAGCAUCUUCUUUCAUCAUCAGCUGAUGGUACACUCAAAUUGUGGUCAACAAGGACCAAUAGUCUAGUCCAUACAUAUUCCUCUGAACAGGAUGGCAUUCCUACUUCCUGUGACUUCGUGCGUGAUGAGUCUGACAAAAUGGUUGCUGCUUUUACUUCUGGCCACUGCGUGGUCUUUGAUUUGGAAACGGGUAAACCUGUUACGAGGUUGGAAUCAACACAGGAUAUUGCGGUGCCAGAGGUAGGAAGACAUAUAUACCGUGCUGUCUGCCACCCCCUGCUGCCGAUCACAAUGACAGCUCAUGAGGAUAGGCACAUCAGGUUCUAUGAUAACAAUACAGGGGAGGCUGUCCAUUCUAUGGUAGCACAUCUAGACGCGGUUACUUCAUUAGCUGUCGAUCCCAAUGGCUUGUAUCUCCUUUCAGGAAGUCAUGAUUGCAGUAUUCGACUUUGGAACUUAGAUUCUAAAACUUGUGUCCAAGAGAUUACAGCUCACAGGAAGAAAUUUGACGAGUCUAUAUUUGAUGUUGCAUUUCAUCCUACUCGUCCAUUCAUUGCUUCUGCGGGUGCUGACGGCCUUGCAAAAGUGUUGAGACUGGAUCCUAUGUUAGCCCCAUCACAAUAAAGCUUUUGCCCAACUCACUUUAUUAACAGAAAAUAAAUUUCAUCGAUUCAUUCAAUUACUCUGAUAUAACUUUAUUACAAUUGUAACAUUAGUUUUUCCUUUUAACGGUUUAAUUAAUUGCAUCUAUUUAUUCAUAAUCAGAAAAAGAUAACACUGAAAAUAUUAUUUAAAAAAAACAGCAUUAUGGAUUAUUUCGUUUUUAUAUUUUCAUUGCAGUCUUUUGAUUAAUAAAUAUCAACUUUCAAUUUUAUUCCUUGAUGGUUGUGUUGACUGAAUUGUAACAAUGUAUGUGCUAGAAAGAGAAAUAGUAAGAUAUUUAUAUUGUUAUAGUUUACACUGUUCUUAAAUUUUUCGUUCUGCCUCGUCGACCCCACUGUCGAUUUGCU